Molecule: messenger RNA, 486 nt
Organism: Peniophora sp. CBMAI 1063
Lineage: Eukaryota; Fungi; Basidiomycota; Agaricomycetes; Russulales; Peniophoraceae
Source: the annotation of a GenBank genome assembly
AUGUCUAUCGUGAGCUACCUGGCCGCACCGCCGUCUGCGAUUCAGCAGUGCUCCAACCCGGGCGCCACCAUCGUGUCUUGCUUCCCUACUGACAGGACCACCGUCUAUCAAGGCGAUACUAUCGACUUCGUCUGGAACUCCAAUCUUCCGGAGUUCGCUCAGUCUGGCAUCGUUGACAUCAAGGUCUUCCGCGCCCUCGGCGAUAUCGAGCCCAGCGUUCUUGGGCUAUACAACAUCACAAAUCCCACGGAUGGAUCGGCUGGGAAGAUCACCGUCGACGUCGCCGACAGCUGGUUCGACGGGCCGUACACUGGAGUCAACAUCAGCACGCCUUUCUUCUUCACCAUCGCGCCCAGCGGCACGAUUCCACAGAAGCAGCCUACCUUCAGGGCAAUCCAGACUGGACCCGGCUCUAACUCAUCCUUCCCUUCCAAGACGAUGGCGAGCGGAAGUGCUGUUGCAAACGCCACCGCUUCUACGAUCUAA